AUGCCACCUGACCAUCAUGGCAAAUCAUCUGUUGUAGAAAUGAUAGCGACUUGUAAAGGAAGAGAGAUUGCACAAGAGUAUAUUGCAUUGAAUAGGAAAGAGCUGCAAGAGACGAGUGUUGCUGUGAUGUUUGGAAUACUUCUGUGUGACAUAGGACAAUACGAUAAAGCCCAGACGUACUUUGAGAUUCUGCUGCGAAAUCCAGGAUUAGAGGAUAUUGCGUACAUUCAGUCUGGCCUUGGUCUUGCUUACGCCCUCAAAGGCCAACAUACUAAAGCACUGGAACUGUACGAGUGCGCGUAUGAGCUCAUGAUGAGCUCAAGGCAUCCACGUGUCAAAGAGUCAGCCAGCGUACUUCAUAAUAUUGCAAAUGUUUAUCGUGUCAGAGCCCAAUACGAUCGCGCUUUACAAUAUUAUGACAGAAGUCUAAAGAUAAGAGAACAACAUUUCCCAGCUGAUCAUCAACAUGUUGCACUCAGUCUAACUAAUAUCGGUAAAACUUACGAAAAUAAAGCCGAAUAUGAACGUGCUUUAGCAUAUUAUGAGAGAAGUCUAAAGAUAAGAGAAAAACGUUUGCCAGCUGAUCAUCCACAUAUUGCUAGUAGUCUGAAUAAUAUUGCCGGUAUUUAUACCCAAAAAGGCCAGUAUGAUCGUGCUUUGGAAUAUUAUAAGAGGAGUCUAAACAUAACACAAAAAUCUCUGCCAGCUGAUCAUCCAGACACUGCAACCUGUCUGAGUAAUAUCGGUAAUGCGCAUAAUAAUAAAGCCGAGUAUGACCGUGCCUUGGAAUAUUAUGAGAGAAGUCUAAAGAUAAGAGAAAAACGUUUGCCAGCUGAUCAUCCAGAUAUUGCUAGUAGUUUCAAUAAUAUUGCCGGUAUUUAUUAUCGAAAAGGCGAGUAUGAUCCAUCUUUGGAAUAUUAUGAGAGAAGUCUAAAGACAAGAGAAAAACGCUUGCCAGCUGACCAUCCAGAUAUUGCCAGUAGUCUGAAUGAUAUUGCCGGUAUUUAUUACCAAAAAGGCGAGUAUGAUCGAGCUUUGGAAUAUUAUAAGAGAAGUCUAAGUAUAAGAGAAAAACGUUUGCCAGCUGACCAUCCAGAUACUGCUAGUAGUCUGAAUAAUAUUGCCGGUAUUUAUACCCAAAAAGGCGAGUAUGAUCGUGCAUUGCAAUAUUAUGAGAGAAGUGUAAGGAUAAGAGAAAAAUCUCUGCCUCCUGAUCAUCCAGACAUUGCCACCUGUCUGAGUAAUAUCGGUAAUGCUUAUAAUAAUAAAGCCGACUAUGAUCGUGCUUUGAAAUAUAACGAGAGAAGUCUAAGUAUAAGAGAAAAACGUUUGCCAGCUGAUCAUCCAGAUAUUGCCAGUAGUCUGAAUGAUAUUGCCGGUAUUUACUACGAAAAAGCCGAGUAUGAUCGUGCUUUGCAAUAUUAUGAGAGAAGUCUAGAGAUAAGGGAAAAACGUUGGCCUGCUGAUCAUCCGGAUAUUGCUAGCAGUCUGAAUAAUAUUGCCGGUAUUUAUUACCAAAAAGGCGAGUAUGAUCGUGCUUUGGAAUAUUAUAAGAGAAGUCUAAAGAUAAGAGAAAAACGUUUGCCAGCUGAUCAUCCACAUAUUGCUAGUAGUCUGAAUAAUAUUGCCGGUAUUUAUUAUCGAAAAGCCGACUAUGAUCGUGCUUUGCAAUAUAACGAGAGAAGUCUAAGUAUAAGAGAAAAACGUUUGCCAGCUGAUCAUCCACAUAUUGCUAGUAGUCUGAAUAAUAUUGCCGGUAUUUAUUAUCGAAAAGCCGACUAUGAUCGUGCUUUGGAAUAUAACGAGAGAAGUCUAAGUAUAAGAGAAAAACGUUUGCCAGCUGAUCAUCCAGAUAUUGCUAGUAGUGUGAAUGAUAUUGCCGGUAUUUAUUAUCGAAAAGGCGAGUAUGAUCGAGCUUUGGAAUAUUAUAAGAGAAGUCUAAAGAUAAGGGAAAAACGUUUGCCUGCUGAUCAUCCAGAUAUUGCCAGUAGUCUGAAUAAUAUUGCCGGUAUUUAUACCCAAAAAGACGAGUAUGAUCCAGCUUUGGAAUAUUAUGAGAAAAGUCUAAAGGUACGAGAAAAAUCUUUGCCAGCUGAUCAUCCACAUAUUGCCAGUAGUCUGAAUAAUAUUGUCGGUAUUUAUACCCAAAAAGGCGAGUAUGAUCGUGCUUUGGAAUAUUAUAAGAGGAGCCUAAACAUAACACAAAAAUCUCUGCCAGCUGAUCAUCACAUUGUAACCUAUCUGACGAGGAAACCUCACCAACUGAUACACUCCGUUUGA
Molecule: messenger RNA, 2280 nt
Organism: Didymodactylos carnosus
Lineage: Eukaryota; Metazoa; Rotifera; Eurotatoria; Philodinida; Philodinidae
Source: the annotation of a GenBank genome assembly